AUGAUUUUUCAAAUAUGGAGCAUCAAUAGUUUUCUAUAGCAAGUAUUUUAUACAUUUUGAUAAUUUUUAUACUUCGUACUAGUGUAUCAUUGGUCAUCAUGAUACAUUAAUACAUUUGCCACAUUGUAUUUCAUCUUAGCAUUUCCUUACAUAAAAAAACAAAUUCAAAAAGAGAGAGUAGCACUGAAAAGGACAUCCAAAAGACCAAAUUUCUUUCUGACUGAAAUUCAUGUUAUUUGGUUUAACCUUUAUAUACCACACCACACCGCACUUCAUCUUCAUAUUCUUUUCUACCUUCACUCCACUCCUUCAUUUCCUCUCUCUAACUAUCUCUCUCUACACAAAUAAUGGCAACCCCUCUUCAUUUCAUGACCUCAAACAAUGACCCAAACACAACCUCCUCAAACACCAACACCAACACCAACCAAUGGUCCAUCAUCAACCCACCACAACCCACCAACCAUCACUACCCCGUCCUCAAGCCGGUUUCGAACCCCAAACCUCGAGGCCGAAAGAGCGGUAACAAGUCCCAAAAUGGUCCCAAAAACAAGACUCCUCAAAGAGGUGUUGGAAUGGCUGAACUCGAACGCCUUCGCCUUCUCGAUGAACAACACUCUUCCCCUUCUAGUGGUAAUAUUAUUAAUAAUAAUGUUGCCGUUAACCAUCCGGUUGUUUCCGAUCCCCGGGUUAACCCGUCUUUUCAUCACCCGAAUUACCCGCUUUCCGGUGUACCGGUGAUUCGUUACUGUUUACCGAGUCAACCCAUUUCUGACCCGAGGUUGACUCACCGGGUCGGCAUUCCUGAGUCAGCUUCAGCUCCUUACUAUCCAGAGCUUCCUUCAAUGCCAAACCCUUCUUCACUUGAUCACUCAAUUCUUACUUCUUUCAAGAAGAAGAGGGUAAUUGGUGAGGAAACAGUAGGGUUUUCAAAAGGGUAUAAUGGUCAUUUUGGUGGCUUUGAUAUGAAAAAUGGAGACAAUUAUAAUCAAUUCUUGGCAUUUAACAAUGGAGGAUUUUCUGCUCUUUCUACUACUAUAAAUGGCAGUGAGGUGGUAGCAAUUCACAGAAAAUGGAGUGGAUCAGGAAAUGUAAUGAUGGAGUAUGGAUUUUUCCCAGGAAAAUCUGAAGAAAACAUGAUCAAACUCGACCGCGACGACAAUGAUAACACCAUCAACAAUUACUACAACAAAAUGGAAGAUUUAAACCUUAAAAUGGGAUUUAUUUCAGAUUCUUCAUCACCUUCUCCAUCUCCCUCUUCAUCAUCAUCCCUAUCUUCUCUCACAACAUCAACUACAACCACUUCCAACUCUUCCGUUGACUUGUCCUUAAAGCUUUCUAAUUACUAAAUUAAUUACAAGUUUUUAUUAUCCUUACUAAAAUCUGUUCUUAAUUUGAAGCCGUAAUUAUAAAUUAAUUAAUGGGUUUUUUUUCCUUUUUUUGGGAUGAGAAAAUUAACUUUCUGUUAUUUUACAUAAUUUAGUGAAUUGAUCAGACCUAAACCUAAAAAGUACUGAUUAAAUUUUGCUUCUUUUGCUUACUCCUUUUCUUGCAGUAAGUCUGUUCUUAUUCUGCUACCAAAACUGUAGUAUGGCAUUAAUUAUCAAUUUAUAAUACAGUACAAGUAUGUUUUUAUAUUGGGUAUUGUAGUAUCUUUCUUGGGUGUGAUUAUUAAAUGAGUGAAUCUUAUGUUAUUUAUGAUAAUAAUGAUAAAUAUAAAGCCUAGACAUUUAUUGAUUGGGUAUGUACAGUAUAUACUUCUAUAAUUCAUGAUUCAUAAAUAAAUAUGCAUGAUUUUAAAUUUAAUUUUUUUUUUGUUUUAGCAAUGCAACAUUAAUUAAAAGUGGUCAGGAUCUAUGAUUCAGUUUUUAGAUAGCCAGUGCGGUUAGUGUGAUUGUACUUUUACAAAGUUUUUGAUGUUCAGCACUUAUUUGCUGUUUUGUUAAUCUAGCACACAAAUUAAGCAUUGCUUUAAAGUUAUGACAUGAUCGAUAGUACUUGUAGUAUCAAGUAUGUUUCUACUCCCUUCGUCUCUAAAUUGUGUUUCUUCACGUUAAUUUAAUAGUGUAUGGGACAUUAGUGCAAGGA
Messenger RNA from Chenopodium quinoa (quinoa), 2085 nucleotides. Its product is annotated as protein SPOROCYTELESS. The record is from RefSeq and is a predicted model, not a curated record. Gene Ontology annotation, molecular function: DNA-binding transcription factor activity. The coding region runs from base 348 to 1346 and encodes 332 amino acids. The transcript is spliced from 3 exons. NCBI's taxonomy places the organism in Eukaryota, Viridiplantae, Streptophyta, Magnoliopsida, Caryophyllales, Amaranthaceae.